Messenger RNA from Closterium sp. Naga37s-1, 1342 nucleotides. The record is from the annotation of a GenBank genome assembly. Lineage: Eukaryota; Viridiplantae; Streptophyta; Zygnematophyceae; Desmidiales; Closteriaceae.
CCAUCCGUUGCUGCAGGAAUGCGCCGAGGGGUCAGGUGCGCUCUUCAAUGCCACGUGGGAGCAGGGCGCGCUGACACGUGGCACUGUGAGGUGGACGCCUGCAAGCAACCGGUUCCUCCUGACUCACUGCGUGCGAGGGCAGAUCACCAAUCGUCUGCUCUGCCUGCGCAACCACAUGCUGCUCGCAGGCCUUCUCAACCGCACCCUCAUCAUCCCUUUCCACCGCUCUGAAACCAUCCUCAACUACGACCUGCACUUAGUGCUCGAUCUCGCUUAUCUCAGGUCGUGCAUCGGCCCCACCGUCUUCACCACUGCUGAGUUCAGGAGAAAAUUCAGGCGGCCUGUUCAGGUGUCUCAGGUGGUGUGUUGGCACGGCCCCCCUGGGGCAUGUGCGGAUCAGGUUGAUAACAUUCUGCUGCACUGCCCUGGCCUUGACGAGACGAGGCGAGAUGAUGGGAGCGGGAGCGUGCCAGUCUCCCACUCGCUCUUCCGCACUCCUCUCGUGCAUCUGCCUCCCAACACCACCACCCACGCUGCCUGCCUGCCCAUGCUCGCCUCUCCACAGCAGGUACUGCAUGCCUGGGGCAGCAACCCUGCGCCUGUGCUUGUGGUGGGGGCCCCACUCAACCUGCACGUCUCCCAUCUUCCAUCCGCAUUUUCCCCUCCCUUAAAUCCCGCACUGACCUGCCAGGUGCUGCGUGCCUGGGGCAGCAACCCCUCCCCCGUGCUUGUGGUGGGCGACCUGCUCAACCUGCACGUCUCUCACGCACAUGAAGGGACUUUAACAGGGGGCGCCACACAUGAGCCUCCUGCACAAGUGGAGGAAAACAUGGAUAGAGAAACGCCUCAGCAGUCCCCUGCUGAUGGAACCACCACCACCAUCACAGCACAGCAGCAGCCCUUUCUCGACCUGCCUUUCCGCCGCUCCGCCGCCUGCCCCUCGCCGCUCCUCCUGCGCCCGCGCCCCGCGCUGCUGGAGAGUGCUGAGCUGCUGGUGGGGCGGCUGUUUGGGGGGCGGCCGUUCCUGGCGCUACACUGGCGGCGGGGCGACUUCAAGCCCUGGUGCUUCUGGCGCGGGCCCAAACAUGCUUGCUUCUACCCCGUGCAUCAGGUGGCGCAUUGGGUGGUGGAGAGGGUGAGGGAGAGCGGCAUUCAAGAGCUGUUCCUUGCCACCAACGCCAAGCUCAAGGAGCUGCAGGAGCUCACCCGCAAUAUAGCUCGCAUCACUCCCACCAGCAUCACCUUCCACCGCCUUCCACCCCUCACCGGCACCCUGGAUAAACCCCCCGUUAUCUCAGAAACCGCUGCGAUGAAGGGUUGUCCCGUCAGGGAGCACUACUGA